CCCCGCCGGUCGCGAUGCCCCUCAGCCCACACACAGCGGUAGCCCCACAGACGCCCAGCGCUGAACAAUCGCUCUCAGAAAUCAACGUGUGUUCAAACUCAUCCACCUACGACAGUUCGGAAGACACGGCCAUGGGCGCGCUCAGCGAAAACGAAUACAUCACUGUCGCGAGCAAUUCCCAUGAACUCGUUGAGGUGGAGCAAGUUCCGCAUGAUGACAUCCUCGAUCCUUCGGUCCUCAGCCAGAUUCCUGAUGAGGCUUUCACGGAGUUUUUUAAUCAAGCGGAAGGUGGUCCAGCGUUCGCGGGUUCGGAACUAGCGGCGGCGCUAGAAGCGGUGCUCGACGAACGUGUGCUCGACGAGCGAGUGCUCGACGAACGCGCGCUCGACAUGACCGACUCUGUGUUCGUGCACGCGCCGCACGCCGUGGCCAAGAACAAGAUACAAGUUCCAGCGUCUGUGGCCAUGGAGAUGUCGACAAGCGCGCCCUCAUAACAUAAUAACUUUACACUUGUUAUG
Molecule: messenger RNA, 518 nt
Organism: Ostrinia nubilalis (European corn borer)
Lineage: Eukaryota; Metazoa; Arthropoda; Insecta; Lepidoptera; Crambidae
Exons: 5
Coding region: 15-494 (159 amino acids)
Source: RefSeq, a predicted model, not a curated record